CAGUCCCUCUUCUGCUGCCUUUGCCGUGAUGAUGGGGAGCCCUGCGCCGGCACCCCUGGCACCCCACUGCUGGUGGAGGAGAACGGGGCGCUGCCCAAGGUAUCCCCUGCACCCCAGUCUGGCACUGCUGCCUACCCCCAGUGCUUCCCCGGUGCCAGGAUGUGGGGUGAAAUGGACUCCCCCACUCUGGGUGGGCAGGAGGGUACGGGGUGCCUCUCACCACCCACUGACCCCAAACCGGUGAACAACGCCGACUUCAUCAUCCCGGUGGAAAUCGAUGGCAUUAUGCACCAGGUGUAUGUGCUCAAGCGGCCACAUGUGGACGAGUUCCUGCAGCGCAUGGGUGAGCUCUUCGAGUGUGUGCUCUUCACUGCCAGCCUGGCCAAGUACGCGGACCCUGUGGCCGACCUGCUGGAUAAAUGGGGGGCUUUCCGAGCACGGCUUUUCCGGGAAUCCUGUGUCUUCCAUCGGGGCAACUACGUGAAGGACCUGAGCCGCCUGGGCCGCGACCUGCGCCGCAUCAUCAUUGUAGACAACUCACCCGCAUCCUACAUCUUCCACCCCGAUAACGCCGUACGUACCACCAGG
This is a messenger RNA of Nestor notabilis (Kea), 588 nucleotides long. It is a transcript of the gene CTDSP1, whose product is annotated as CTD (carboxy-terminal domain, RNA polymerase II, polypeptide A) small phosphatase 1. The record is from RefSeq and is a predicted model, not a curated record. Gene Ontology annotation, molecular function: RNA polymerase II CTD heptapeptide repeat phosphatase activity. The transcript is spliced from 4 exons. The annotation marks the transcript as partial. Lineage: Eukaryota; Metazoa; Chordata; Aves; Psittaciformes; Psittacidae.